Molecule: messenger RNA, 2439 nt
Organism: Xyrichtys novacula (pearly razorfish)
Lineage: Eukaryota; Metazoa; Chordata; Actinopteri; Labriformes; Labridae
Source: the annotation of a GenBank genome assembly
AUGUCGCAGAUUGCAUGGGCCCAAGAACAGAUCCGAGAACAGCAGAGAAAGGAGGCCAAGGAAGCUGAAGAAAAGCAAGCAAAAGCUUUAGCUGCUGAGGACAAAGAGUUCAAAGAUUAUGCUGAGCGUGAAUUACAAAAGGCCCGGUGCUCUGGACGAAUUAUUCUUGACACAAAUAAGGCGCCUUCAAGGCUGGAGAAAAAAUGUAAGGAUGAUCGGCCACAGAGCUUUCUCCCACCUAUCAACUCAUUGCCACCUCCUGCAGACAUACACUGCGAAUCUGCUGGAGCAAAGUGCAGAGAAGCUUUGCCUAAAACUAAGGCCAAAGUCACUCCACAUAUUGUCAACCUUACCUUAGGUACUCCCAAGGCAAAUGGAGUACCAGCAAGGCUGACAUGUAACAAACUGGAGUUGACCAAUGACCUGAAGCCCAGUCCCCCACCCCAGCCCAGACAAAAAACGGAAGCAUUCAGACACAUGGACGGACCUACAGCUGCUGAUACAGAGGAACCCUUACUGAGGUGUCGUAUGGAUCCAGUUCUCCCACCUAUCAACUCAUUGCCACCUCCUGCAGACAUACACUGUGAAUCUGCUGGAGCAAAGUGCAGAGAAGCUUUGCCUAAAACUAAGGCCAAAGUCACUCCACAUAUUGUCAACCUUACCUUAGGUACUCCCAAGGCAAAUGGAGUACCAGCAAGGCUGACAUGUAACAAACUGGAGUUGACCAAUGACCUGAAGCCCAGUCCCCCACCCCAGCCCAGACAAAAAACGGAAGCAUUCAGACACAUGGACGGACCUACAGCUGCUGAUACAGAGGAACCCUUACUGAGGUGUCGUAUGGAUCCAGUUCUCCCACCUAUCAACUCAUCGCCACCUCCUGCAGACAUACACUGUGAAUCUGCUGGAGCAAAGUGCAGAGAAGCUUUGCCUAAAACUAAGGCCAAAGUCACUCCACAUAUUGUCAACCUUACCUUAGGUACUCCCAAGGCAAAUGGAGUACCAGCAAGGCUGACAUGUAACAAACUGGAGUUGACCAAUGACCUGAAGCCCAGUCCCCCACCCCAGCCCAGACAAAAAACGGAAGCAUUCAGACACAUGGACGGACCUACAGCUGCUGAUACAGAGGAACCCUUACUGAGGUGUCGUAUGGAUCCAGUUCUCCCACCUAUCAACUCAUUGCCACCUCCUGCAGACAUACACUGUGAAUCUGCUGGAGCAAAGUGCAGAGAAGCUUUGCCUAAAACUAAGGCCAAAGUCACUCCACAUAUUGUCAACCUUACCUUAGGUACUCCCAAGGCAAAUGGAGUACCAGCAAGGCUGACAUGUAACAAACUGGAGUUGACCAAUGACCUGAAGCCCAGUCCCCCACCCCAGCCCAGACAAAAAACGGAAGCAUUCAGACACAUGGACGGACCUACAGCUGCUGAUACAGAGGAACCCUUACUGAGGUGUCGUAUGGAUCCAGUUCUCCCACCUAUCAACUCAUUGCCACCUCCUGCAGACAUACACUGUGAAUCUGCUGGAGCAAAGUGCAGAGAAGCUUUGCCUAAAACUAAGGCCAAAGUCACUCCACAUAUUGUCAACCUUACCUUAGGUACUCCCAAGGCAAAUGGAGUACCAGCAAGGCUGACAUGUAACAAACUGGAGUUGACCAAUGACCUGAAGCCCAGUCCCCCACCCCAGCCCAGACAAAAAACGGAAGCAUUCAGACACAUGGACGGACCUACAGCUGCUGAUACAGAGGAACCCUUACUGAGGUGUCGUAUGGAUCCAGUUCUCCCACCUAUCAACUCAUUGCCACCUCCUGCAGACAUACACUGUGAAUCUGCUGGAGCAAAGUGCAGAGAAGCUUUGCCUAAAACUAAGGCCAAAGUCACUCCACAUAUUGUCAACCUUACCUUAGGUACUCCCAAGGCAAAUGGAGUACCAGCAAGGCUGACAUGUAACAAACUGGAGUUGACCAAUGACCUGAAGCCCAGUCCCCCACCCCAGCCCAGACAAAAAACGGAAGCAUUCAGACACAUGGACGGACCUACAGCUGCUGAUACAGAGGAACCCUUACUGAGGUGUCGUAUGGAUCCAGUUCUCCCACCUAUCAACUCAUUGCCACCUCCUGCAGACAUACACUGUGAAUCUGCUGGAGCAAAGUGCAGAGAAGCUUUGCCUAAAACUAAGGCCAAAGUCACUCCACAUAUUGUCAAUCUUACCUUAGGUACUCCCAAGGCAAAUGGAGUACCAGCAAGGCUGACAUGUAACAAACUGGAGUUGACCAAUGACCUGAAGCCCAGUCCCCCACCCCAGCCCAGACAAAAAAUGGAAGCAUUCAGACACAUGGACGGACCUAGAGCUGCUGAUACAGAGGAACCCUUACCGAGGUAUAGUACGCCGGAAACCCGUCGAAUCAGACGAAAACAGGAUAGCCGUGUUUUACUCUUUUAA